This is a messenger RNA of Oncorhynchus tshawytscha (Chinook salmon), 5556 nucleotides long. It is a transcript of the gene mef2cb, whose product is annotated as myocyte enhancer factor 2cb. NCBI's taxonomy places the organism in Eukaryota, Metazoa, Chordata, Actinopteri, Salmoniformes, Salmonidae. Gene Ontology annotation, molecular function: DNA-binding transcription factor activity, RNA polymerase II-specific; RNA polymerase II cis-regulatory region sequence-specific DNA binding; protein dimerization activity. The record is from RefSeq and is a predicted model, not a curated record. Gene Ontology annotation, biological process: positive regulation of transcription by RNA polymerase II; heart development; cell differentiation. The transcript is spliced from 11 exons. Bases 602 to 2152 code for a protein of 516 amino acids.
UAAAGUAGUUGGGAAAUGUGAGCCCGCCCCCUUUCAGGAGUAAAACCGAUUAUUUCUCCUCGCGCUAAGAGAGGGCGAGUGAGAGACUCGACCGGGAUUGUGGGAGCGAUCAGAAACAGCCCUCACAACAUCAUCAGCUACAGACGUCCACGGCUUUAACCGUCCCAUUCCCUUCGCCGACACAUCACUGGAGACCAAGCAACCAUCCUCACUGUCCUCAAACACACUUUCAGACGAGAGACCGACUUGUUUUUUUGUUGUUGUCAUUUUAGACACACAUAGGCGACUUUUCGGCACGGUUCUUUUUCAUGUUGCGUUCCUGCCUGUGCUGGAUUUAAGUGCGUCUUUGCGAAGUCCAUCCCUGGCACGCAACGGCUUCCUCUACGCUGUCAUUCGGCCGGACGACACAGCCGGAGACUGCCUGUGGUAUCUCACACUUACCGGACAGAUUUCAUGCAUAAUAAAGUACGGAUGCUGGAAUCUUUGAAUUGAUCGGAGCAAGUAAAGAAGAAGAAGGAGCAGUUUGAGGAAAGGCAGAAGAAGAGCAAGGAGAGAAAGCGCAACGUUCUUUAGGGAGAGGAGAGAAGAAAAGGACGGGACGAUGGGGAGGAAAAAGAUUCAGAUCACGCGGAUUAUGGAUGAACGCAACAGACAGGUGACAUUUACGAAGAGGAAGUUUGGCCUGAUGAAGAAGGCGUAUGAGCUGAGCGUGCUGUGUGACUGUGAGAUCGCCCUCAUCAUCUUCAACAGCACCAACAAGCUGUUCCAGUAUGCCAGCACCGACAUGGACAAGGUGUUGCUCAAGUACACGGAGUACAACGAGCCCCACGAGAGCAGGACCAACUCUGAUAUCGUGGAGACGUUGAGAAAGAAGGGUCUAAACGGCUGUGACAGCCCCGACCCCGACGCAGACGACUCGGUCGGCCACAGCCCCGAGUCUGAGGACAAGUACAGGAAAAUAAAUGAGGACAUUGAUCUGAUGAUCAGCAGACAGAGACUGUGUGCAUUAAGCAAGAAGGAGAACAAAGGUGGCGAGAGCCCGGAGCUCGAGUCUGCUCUCACCCUCACCCCGCGCACUGAGGAGAAAUACAAACAGAUAAACGAGGAGUUUGAUCAUAUGAUCAAAACUCAUAAGAUACCUCAGGGCGUGGCCCCCUCCAACUACGAGAUGCCGGUGUCCAUCCCCGUUAGCAACCAGAACAGUCUCAUCUACAGCCACCCAGGAGGUUCCCUAGGCAACCACAACCUGUUGCCCCUGGCACACCACAUGCAGAGGAACAGCAUGUCCCCCGGUGUCACACACAGACCUGCCAGUGCAGGUGGCCUCAUGGGUGCUGACCUCACCACUGGUGCGGUUAGCAGUGCUGGCAACGGCUACGGGAACCACCACCGUAACUCGCCCGGUCUGCUGGCCUCUCCGGGUAGCAUGAACAAGAGCAUGCAGGCCAAGUCUCCCCCACCCAUGAACCUGGGCAUGAACAACCGCAAGCCGGACCUGCGCGUGCUCAUCCCCCCUGGAGCCAAGAACAACAUGCCCUCCAUGAACCAGAGAAUAAACAACUCCCAGUCAGCACAGUCAUUGGCCACCCCUGUGGUUUCAGUAGCAACGCCCACCCUACCAGGACAAGGCAUGGGCGGUUACCCAUCAGCCAUCUCCACUUCAUACGGUACUGAAUACUCGCUGAGCAGUGCAGACCUAUCCUCCUUGUCCGGCUUUAACAGUGGUAGCUCCCUCCACCUGGGCUCCAUGAGCGGUUGGCAACAACAACACCUCCAGAACAUGCAGCAUUCGGCCCUCAGUCAGCUAGGAAAUUGCAAUAGCAAUCACUUAUGUCAGAGUUCAAAUCUCUCCCUGCCUUCUGCUCAAAGCCUGCACAUCAAGUCCGAACCUGUUUCUCCUCCUAGAGAUCGCACCAGUAGCACACCGUUGUGCUACGGCAUCCAUCAGCAACAUAACCCGUCGUCCCGCCAGGACUCGGGCCACUCCCCUGUCGACAGCCUGAGCAGCUGCAGCAGCUCCCAUGAGGGCAGCGACCGGGACGAGCACAGGAACGAGUUCCACUCUCCACUGGGACUGUCUCGGCCCGCCAUGGACGAGCGCGAGAGUCCCUCGGUCAAACGCGUGCGCCUGUCUGAAGGGUGGGCCACAUGAUAGCCCAGCGUUGGCCGUUGCCCAAGCCCUGCGACGUAAUGAUGCCUCGACACCAUCGCCCUCUAUAUCAACACGCGACACGUCACUCACCCCCAGACCCCGUGCUCUCUCUCUCUUUUUCUCUCUCUUUCUGUUUCAUUGGAGGAAGGGGGGCACGCUUUUCUAAAUUUAACUGUAAUGUUUUCUUUUUUUCUUUUUGCGGAGUAUGUGUGCUAUACAUAUUGAAGUUCUAUAAAGCAGUGGGGAUGGGCCUGGUGAUCCAAGAUACAAAAAAAUGGGUGUUGGUUGGGGUUAGGGAUAGUUUUGGUGGGGAGCUAUGCAUUAUUUGUGCCGUGUGGAAAAAAAUGAUGCAUAGAUAUUUACACGUGUGUGUAUGUGUAAAUAUAUGCAUAUCGACAAAUAAACAACAAAAAAGUCAGGUACUCUGUUUUGUAAAAGUACUUACAACUUGCCUCAAUGAUAAUCAGUGACUGGAGGAAAAUUGAGAGCAUAUGUUGCUGAGCGAACAGCCUAGCACUUGAGUUGGUCAACCAAUACAUGUGUACAGAGUCAAUUUCAUUGCUAACUUUCUCCGUAGUUCUCCCUUGCAAAAUGUAUGUUACGAUAGAUGAUGUCAUGUUGCAGGUUCAACGUAUUUAUGUAAAUAGAGGGGGCAGGGGCAAAGGGGAGGGGUCAAACGUGGCUAUACAUUACAGAUUAUUCAUAUACAAAAUGAAAGCUAAUAUGCAACAUUUGAAGGAUUGUACAGGUAUACCCCACAGGCCCAUUGGUAGAUGUGAGGAACCAAGAUGAGAGAACCCAUGCUAAACAUAAAGCUCCUCAUCAAACAUGGAGCACAUUGAUAGGACCAUCCUUUUACCCAAGAGCCAUGUUAGUUGAAUCAAGAAACCCUGGGUCUUGUAUGAAAUAUUCAGUAAAAAAAAAAAACUGUUGUACGAUAGACUUGCUUAUAUUUUCAUAUGAAAGGUAUACAAUGCAAAGCAAUUUUGUGGCUUUUUGUAGUUUCUAUAAGCCAGAAUGUGUUUUUUGAUAGCUUUGCUAAUAUAAGAUGGAUAGUCCGAUGAGAAAUUAAAAAACCCUAAGCCAUGAAAACAGACUGAGAACCCAUUGCUUAGCUGAACUGUUUUCUCUUUCUAGAGGUUUCGUUUUUAAACGUGUUUCUAAUUAUAUAUAAUAAUGAUAAUAUUAAGAAUCUUUAAAAAAAAAAAAUCUGUGAAUUAACAUGCUUGUGUAUAGCUUUCUAAUAUAUAAAUAUAUAUAAUAAUGUUUUUUCUUUUUUUUCUUAGUGGAGUUUUCUAUGUGCAAUUGCACAUAUUGUCUGUUUUUUGUUUUAUUUGCACCUGGGACAGUGCUGUUCAGAGGCGUAUUUAGUCUAACCUUGAGAACCAGUUGAACAGAGUUGUGUUUGUGAGUAAAUUCAGAAAGAUAGAUCUCUUUGCUGACAAACAACAUAUUUGUGGAAACUGUGUGGGGAUUGGAACUUGGGGUUAAUGCCCAUGCAGAUGACAUGCGUCAUGCCAAAUGAACAUUUUGGACAUCACCCAUGAUGGCCCAUUUGUGCAUGUGUCAGUUUCUACAACAAUAUCCAACAAAAUCCUCUUUGAUGGGACCUUUGGCCCAUGUAUUCUGUAUAUUUUGAACAUUUUAUUUAAUCUUUUCACUGCAAAUCCUUUGCCAAUUAUUACAAUGAGACCCAAACUUGUGUGCAGGACACCACAUAAAUCCAGAUUACAAUAUUUAUUUGAUAGUUCCAAAUUGUAUUUGUGUCAAAUGAUCAAGCUGUUGAGUAUAUCGGUGGUCUAUUGUUAAUCACAAGGAGUUGUGUCAUAUUUGACCCUACUCAGUCCAAUCACCAGCGCAGUGUUCCACAACCUCCUCAGCAGUGUAACAUGAAGCAUUCAAACAAGAUGUUGUAGGAAAAUGCUGGUUUGGGAGAAGUACAACAGUUGAUUUCAGACAAAUAUAUAUAUAUAUAUAUAUAUGUCUUUUUUUUUUUACAUGAAACUAGUCACAUUUCUCUCUGCCUCUCACUCCUCAGUCUGUUGUCACUCAAGUGUUAUGGUAUUUCUAUGUGCAUAUUUCAUGCAAGUUCACUAUGUUGUUGCUGUAUACAGUCUGUGUAGUCAGAAACAGGGGCAGAGCCCCUACUGUGUUCUUUCUUUCUUUUUUAUUCAAUACAAAUGGUUGAAAAAAAACACAUGAUAUUUCAGGCAGCAUAUGUGUGGAAAACCAAAGCCAGUGGCAUUUCUGUGUUGUAAUAUUAUUCAACUUUUAUUUUCACAUUCAUUUAUGGUUAUUGCAAGCAUUGAAAAAAAAAAAACAUUAAUAAAAGCAUUUGCUCAAAAUGUAGAAUUGGUUUCCCAUUUCAAUUGGAUUUGGUCAUACUGUUCAUAGUUGAUAGAGGUUGAGAAUACCAUCACAUGUCCUCCUUGAGACACGGCAGGUAUAGUAGCUAGUACUUAGUAGCUAUGGUGUCGUGUUAUCAGAAUGCAUUUCCUUGUGAACUGCGGCUAAAAUCACAAAACAAAAGUCCAUUUUUUUUUGUAUAUUCAUUGAGUCGUUGAGUAUCAUGGAAAAGUAUGUUUUCCAAAUCCCACUUGUGUUAAUUUAGCUGAUUGAGUUACUUUGCUGUUUUCUGCCACCUGCUCACUAAUGAAUUACGGAAAACACAACACCAAGAGCUCCCUUCAUUUGAGCUGUGGUGUGUUUUUUGAGGUGUAGGUGGCAUUUAUUGAUAUUGUGUAAGCAAAGACAUUGAGCAUGCUUGAUUUAUUUCAUAUUUCAUUUUGGUUAUGGAUUUGAAGCAUCUGUAUUUCUUCACCUGUUGAUCAGUUGUAAAAUGCCAUUAUUCUGUAUUAGCCUCUAUACUAGUCCCUCUAAUUGACUCACCCCAGUACCUCAGCUACCGUUUGAUCGGUCACGUCUAGUGCAAAGGGGAGACCAUACACUUGUACAGUCAUGUGGUAUACAUACACUUGUACAGUCAUGUGGUAUACCAUUGCCAACUAAUACCAACUAUUCACUUGGGAUUAUUGGAUUGCUCCACCAUGUUUGCGUUUUCUUUAUUUUAGUUUUAUACAUUAAAAAAGUUUGGGGGGAAAUGAGUAGCUAAAAAUGCUUAACAGUCUGUAAUAACUUAUGUAGCUUCUAGAAAUCUAAACGUUGGAGAGGUCUGAAGUUAGUGUUUGGAAAGCGAAAGCGGCUUUCAGCGGCAUAAGCUGGCCUUUGUUGCCACUUGAAGAUAAGAUAUUAUUCAAUUAAAGCCACAUCUCUGUAUCUCAUGGGACUUAAUUCAGCUGUAUGUAGUGAAAAAGUCUGGAUCCUAAAAUCAAAGUUUCUUCUGCUGGGGAAAAGAUAUUUGUAUUUUGCAGAGAAUUCAGUAAAAUGACUGGCUUUCUUAGUUA